AUGGAUAAUAUACCACAAGCACAGAAGAAAUAUGUUCUCACAGACAUAAUGAAAAAGAGAAAGCAUCAAUCAAGUCUGAAUGAGGAGAGAGCACGUUAAAUUAAGGAGAGAAUCCAGAAGAAAAAAUAAAAGACUAAGGAUUUUGUGCAUCCUGAAAAGUUUGUGGACAAGUAUCGUAAAUAACAAACAGCAUAUUCCUAUUUUAAAAGAAAAGAACGCAAACAAAAUUUAGAAACAGUCGAUGCGAAAUCUAUUCCAAUUAAUAAAACAUUACUUGUGGUGAGAAUUAGAGGUGUUAAAGAUAUCUCCAACAGACAACAAAAAAUACUGAAGGAACUAAGAUUAAACAAGGUUAACACAGCUGUUUUUGUGAAGACUACUGUAGAUAUUUGGAAGAAGUUGAAAUUAGUUGAGAAUUACAUUACCUAUGGAUUGCCAACACGAUAAAUUAUCAACGAUUUAAUUGUCAAGAGAGGACACAUCAUGAAAGAUAAAGAAAUUAUUGCAUUGAAAUCAAAUGAAAUCAUCGAAGAGUAUAUGAGUGAGAAAGACAUUAUUUGUGUUGAGGACAUUGUGAAUACAAUUGCAAAUGCAUCAGAGAAUUUCGACUUUGUUACCAAAUUCUUAGUACCAUUAAAAUUAAAUCAUCCUGAAGGACAAUUAAAAAGUGGCAAGAUUAAAAAGCCAUUGACCAAACAAGGCGAGUGGGGUUACAGGGAGGAAAGAAUAAACAGCCUUGUAGAAAACAUGAUUUGAUUUAUAUUAUAUAUGUUAUCAAAUUAUAUUAAUAUCUCC
Messenger RNA from Paramecium tetraurelia, 795 nucleotides. RefSeq lists its product as uncharacterized. Gene Ontology annotation, cellular component: cytosolic large ribosomal subunit. Gene Ontology annotation, biological process: maturation of LSU-rRNA from tricistronic rRNA transcript (SSU-rRNA, 5.8S rRNA, LSU-rRNA). The transcript is spliced from 6 exons. Lineage: Eukaryota; Ciliophora; Oligohymenophorea; Peniculida; Parameciidae. The record is from RefSeq and is a predicted model, not a curated record. Gene Ontology annotation, molecular function: structural constituent of ribosome; RNA binding.